UUUCACUAAAUCUUGGUUGCAUCGCGUCGUCCCGGCUUGCGACGAAAGUUCAAAAGAGAUAAAACACUGAAGAUGGUCUUCUGUAACCCCACCCCUUAGCGCCUUCGUUGGAGUAAUACCUAAUAAUUAGCGGGAAUAAUAACAUUGUUGGCGGUGGCGUACUUAUAUAUAAAAAAAAAGUUCUGUCACAGCGUUACAUUAACGGUUUGUUGUGUGCUGUGGUACCUAGUGUGGAUUAUUUGCACCAUGAGGGUUAUAGUGUUUCUAUCGGCGUUUCUGGCGGUGACUUGGGCUCGACCUCAGUAUGCAAGUGCAGGUCCACCGAGCAGUUAUAGCGCCCCUCCGUCUGGAGGUGGUGGUGGCGGUGGAUACGGGGCUCCAGCUCCAAGCUAUGGCGCUCCUGCUCAACCACCCAUUGUGCAAAAGCACGUGUACGUCCAUGUGCCACCCCCGGAACCUGACAACAGGCCAGCGCCCAAAAUAAUCCCGGUUCAGCCUGCAAGGAAACAUUACAAAAUCGUUUUCAUAAAGGCCCCAACUGCACCUCCACCAACGGUCCCAGUUAUUCCACCGCAGCCCCAAAACGAAGAAAAAACCCUUAUCUACGUGUUGGUCAAAAAACCGGAAGAAGCUCCAGAACUCAACAUUCCUACCCCCGCUCCCACUCAACCCAGCAAACCAGAAGUAUACUUCAUCCGAUACAAGACUCAGAAGGAAGAAGGUGGUGGUGGAGGCUACCCACCAAGUGGCGUUCCCCAAAGUCAGUACGGAGCUCCAUCGUCUUCUGGAGGAUACAACUAAUUCUCACUCAUCGAAGGACACUAAAAUAUUUAUACUCGCCAGUCUAGUUUUAAGCCAAGUUAGUUUCUAUGCUUACUUUAUUAUCAUAAAGAAUUACGGUGAUUUUUUUAAAAAUUUAACAUUAUUCUGUUGUUAUAGGUUUACAAUUGUUAUCUUUAGUUAUAAUUUAGAAUAUUAGUUAUAGCUUUUCGCAACGCUAAAAUGACUCAGUGACCCGUUCAAUG
Molecule: messenger RNA, 1025 nt
Organism: Agrilus planipennis (emerald ash borer)
Lineage: Eukaryota; Metazoa; Arthropoda; Insecta; Coleoptera; Buprestidae
Product: proline-rich extensin-like protein EPR1
Exons: 4
Coding region: 247-801 (184 amino acids)
Source: RefSeq, a predicted model, not a curated record